GAAAUAAAUCAAAAAUGAAACUCAGCGGCUAUUGAAAGUGCUGAGCAGCUCCCACCCACAGUUCAGGUUCCCAGCCAUAGGUGUGAAGAGCUCCUGACUCGUAAACCGUGUAAAACAAAGGCAGAAAUCACUGAGCAGCAAACAGCCCAACAGAUUGGUGCCAUUACAAGAAUUCACAAGGGUUGAGUCAGAGUUUGGUCAUAACAAGCCUUGAAUACCUAUUGGAACUGUGAAGGAAAGCCACAAUGCGGUGUCUGGUGAUGCUGACUGUGGUGCUCUGCUCUUUCUGCACUGUGGAGGCUAUAUCUCGCUCCAAGGCCUUGCUGAUGAGUGUGGGUGCAGGUGGUGCUAUAGUUGGUGCGAGGAGUUGCAUUACUGCACUGGGCUUCACCAGUUCUGGCAUAAAAUCCGGCUCCUGGGCCUCAACAUUAAUGUCCACAGUCACAUAUCUCAAUGGAGGAAGAAUACCACCUGGAAGCUUUGUAACUACACUUGAAUCUAUUGGAACUUCAGGAUUCUCCAUUGAAACCAAAAUAAUCUUGGGAUUCAUCGGUGGGAUCUUGGCCAUUUUCAUCACCAAUAAGUUGAAUAUUUUUUGAACAAUUACUGCUGUCGUGUUCUGCCAGGACCAUAGAUAAAUGUGAUGGGAAUAUAUUGUUCUGUCAAGAUAUAUUUACCAAAGGUAAAUAUGGUGAGAAAAUAUAUGUGAGACAUUCUCUUUAUUUAAGGACAAUAAAAUUUUAACAUGUACUGGAUUUCUACUGAAA
This is a messenger RNA of Callorhinchus milii (elephant shark), 767 nucleotides long. Its product is annotated as interferon alpha-inducible protein 27, mitochondrial. Lineage: Eukaryota; Metazoa; Chordata; Chondrichthyes; Chimaeriformes; Callorhinchidae. The transcript is spliced from 5 exons. Gene Ontology annotation, biological process: apoptotic signaling pathway. Gene Ontology annotation, cellular component: membrane; mitochondrion. The record is from RefSeq and is a predicted model, not a curated record. Bases 246 to 599 code for a protein of 117 amino acids.